This is a messenger RNA of Cylicocyclus nassatus, 894 nucleotides long. NCBI's taxonomy places the organism in Eukaryota, Metazoa, Nematoda, Chromadorea, Rhabditida, Strongylidae. The record is from the annotation of a GenBank genome assembly.
AUGCGCUCAUUUAAGCGGCGCAUAGACUAUGCGGGAAUCACACGGAUCGCAGGAAUAGCAGGAAUCAUCUGGAAUAGUGUGGCCGAUCCCGACAACACCGACAACACCGCGAACACGGCGAACACCGCGAACUUAUGGCCGACGCCUAACAAUGUAUUUUGCAGUUCACUGUGUCGAGUGAUGUCCAUUCAACCAUUCGUUGUGAAUAUCGAUUUUUUAGCAAAUCGCUGCCGAGGUGUUGAACCGCUAAAUGCGCUUGGUCUGCAACAAGCUUGCCGCGCUAGAGGUAUGCGUGCCAUCGGUUUGAGUGAAGAGCGGUUGAGAGAACAGAAAGUUGUGCUGGCCGAAGGAGAGAAAGAACGUGUUGCCGUAGAAGAGAUAGCAUCGACGUCUACGGACAUUGCUAAAACGUCAGCAGAAGCGAUUCAAGCGGCGAAGGUUCUGCCCUCUGCAACUUCUUUCGAUGACAAAAUUCCAUGUGACUUUGGAACAUUGGGGGUUCAUCCUCUUGAAGCGGAAUGGGCGAAUGCAUUUUUGGGAAUGUUUCGUGACAUGAAGAACAGCAAAAACAUAGAAUGGAACUGCUUAAUAGAGUUUCGUGCUGAUUCAACUGCCGACUAUGUAACUAGAAUGCGAAACGCAGGAGAGAAGAAUGGGGAUGUUGAGUUAUCUGGAGAGGAAGUGUACAACAAGACAGCUCAUACCGACACAGUGGAGCUCAGAUUAUGGUUCAGAAGUGGUCAAAGCCAGCAACCAGCACUCGUCGCAUGGUAUGCCUUGAUGGAUUGGGGCAACAUUCUUGGAAAGGACGUAGCAAUAGGAAAUGGCUCAAUCCACUGGCAGCAGCGCGCUACUCCAGCAUCUGCAAUCAACGGCAAAGCAAAUGGCCCUUGA